UGUUGCAAUGGCGUUUGCUGCGACAGCAUUUUCCGGCAGAAGGGAAACUGAGGAGAAAGCAACGACAAACGUCGCUAGGAAAACUAAUAUCGCCAAUUCAACCUCCGGAUUUACAAAAUAAUCGACAAAGGGACUUGUGCUUUGUUUAUAUACCCUAUCGCAUUUUGGAUGAAAUUAUAUUUUACGGUUUCUAAACGUGAAUUCUCUCCCUUAAUGCAGUGGGAUGGCUGCAGUGCCGACUGGGCCUAGUAGCGCAUUGCCAGCAUCCCCGUCUGAAAUUACUCCCUUCCCCGGGGGUGGGAGCUUUGAGCCUGGGGAAGAGGAGGAAUCGGGCUGCGGUAGGGGGGACUUGGUAACUUCUGGAAGCGGACAGCAGUUGCAGAGCAUCGAGGACAAACGGUCGAUCAAGAAAAACCAGAAAAACAUGCUGUCACACGCAAACCCGGCAGCGCUACACCUCAAAACGCAACCCCAAGAGCAGCAGUUGAACGGCUUGGUCAGUCCGUCGGAAGAUGGUGUUAGCCACAGCAACCAACACACAGACGAUCGACCUGACAAUCCGAGACCGUCCACAGAAAACUGUGACAGCAGUGGCGAGGGAACUACGAGCGACAAAAACAAUAGCGAUCAUUGCCACCAUGAGGACCACGGUCUCUGUUCGAAAAACAGCAGCCACCCUCACUUGAACAACAAUAGCAUGAACGGUAUGCUGACUUUUACACGAACUGAGACUGUCCAAAGCCAUCCAGGAACUGGCGCUUUCCCCGGUAACGAUAGGAAAGCGGAAUGCGACCCAACGGAACCCCCGAGACCACCGGUCGAGCCCCCAGAUCGUGAAGGCCUCGAAGCACCACGGUCUGGAGUUGGAGGCGAACCCAACUCAACACAGGAGCCCCCGGUGUCAGAACUGGGUAGGCUCGAUCUCAAUUGCUCGCCAGGCCGAGUAGAGGAGGAAAGCAAUGGGAUUCAUUACGUCCGCUACGAGUCCGAAUUACAGAUGCCAGGAAUCAUGAGAUUGAUAACCAAGGACUUGUCUGAGCCUUACUCAAUUUACACGUACAGGUACUUCAUCCAUAACUGGCCGCAGCUCUGCUUUCUGGCCAUGGUGGAGCAAGAGUGUGUUGGAGCCAUAGUGUGUAAGCUGGACAUGCACAAGAAGAUGUUCCGUCGUGGCUACAUCGCCAUGUUGGCCGUGGACUCCAAACACCGGAGGAAAAGCAUAGGUACUAACCUGGUGAAGAAGGCCAUCUAUGCUAUGGUAGAAGGGGACUGUGAUGAGGUGGUGUUGGAGACUGAGAUCACUAACAAGUCAGCGCUGAAGCUGUAUGAGAACCUGGGCUUUGUCAGAGACAAGCGGCUGUUCAGAUACUACCUGAACGGUGUGGACGCGCUGCGGCUCAAACUGUGGCUGCGCUAGA
Molecule: messenger RNA, 1418 nt
Organism: Osmerus eperlanus (European smelt)
Lineage: Eukaryota; Metazoa; Chordata; Actinopteri; Osmeriformes; Osmeridae
Gene: naa30
Product: N-alpha-acetyltransferase 30, NatC catalytic subunit
Exons: 4
Coding region: 224-1417 (397 amino acids)
Biological process (GO): N-terminal peptidyl-methionine acetylation
Cellular component (GO): NatC complex
Molecular function (GO): protein-N-terminal amino-acid acetyltransferase activity
Source: RefSeq, a predicted model, not a curated record